Salvelinus sp. IW2-2015 is the source of this 2639-nucleotide messenger RNA. Its product is annotated as platelet-activating factor acetylhydrolase IB subunit alpha2. Gene Ontology annotation, cellular component: cytoplasm. The record is from RefSeq and is a predicted model, not a curated record. Gene Ontology annotation, molecular function: platelet-activating factor acetyltransferase activity. Lineage: Eukaryota; Metazoa; Chordata; Actinopteri; Salmoniformes; Salmonidae.
GACCAUUGAGACUGGAGAGAGAAAAGGAGGGAGGGGAGAGGAAACGUUGCAUGCUGAAGAGCGGGAGGUUGGGUUGACUCGACCCAUACAUUUCACAUUUAGAAUCAUUUCUGAUACAUUUAUUUUGCAGAUAUUUGUUAGAGUUAGAACAACAUAUAAGCUAWAUCGUAGUUGUUUAUUGACUGAAAACAAGGAGUUGAUUGUAUACGGGUGAGUUGCUAGCCAGCUAGUAGCUAACUAGCGCCCGCCCCGACCGCAGCAUCCGCACCGAAGCACUCCGUUAGCAAACCAUCAUUGGUCGCACACGCACAUCGGAGCCGUGCAGCCUCCGUGCGCGAGGGAAUAUUCUGGUUAUAUUGGCAACAAUUAACCAUCAUCAGAGACCUCCAGGAUGAGUGGUGAUGAGAUUAACCCCGCAGCAGUGGCCCAGGCAGUAGAGGACGUACAGGGAGAUGACCGCUGGAUGUCCCAGCACACACGGUUUGUUCAGGAGUGUAAGGACGCGGAGCCGGAGGUGCUGUUUAUAGGAGACUCCAUGGUGCAGCUAAUGCAGCAAUACGAGAUCUGGCGGGAGCUUUUCUCUCCACUGCACGCGCUCAACUUUGGAAUCGGGGGAGACACCACCUGUAAUGUGCUGUGGAGGCUGCAGAAUGGAGAACUGGACAACAUCAGGCCCAAGGUGACAGUGGUGUGGGUAGGAACCAACAAUCACGAGCACUCAGCUGAGCAAGUUGCAGGGGGAAUCCUUGCCAUUGCACAGCUGCUCACCUCCCGUCUUCCUAAGACUAAGGUUGUUGUUCUGGGUCUGUUGGCAAGGGGUGACGGGCCCAACCCGCUGCGGGAGAAGAACGCGGCGGUGAAUGGCUUCCUGCGCUCCUGGCUGCCGCGGCUGGGCCAGGCCCAGUUCCUGGACGUGGGGGCGGGCUUUGUGCACUCUGACGGGACCAUCUCCACACGGGACAUGUUUGAUUUCCUGCACCUGACGGCGGCAGGCUACCGGGCCAUCGCCAAGCCCCUCAGUGACCUACUGCUGCAGAUACUGGAUGAGACGCCUGAGGAGAAGAGGGCCUCGCUGGUCUGAGGGCCACACCCCAGGGGCCACACAGCCAGGGACAUGCUUCACUGACUCACUCCUUCUGUUGGGUAGUAGCUGGAAGUUUCCCCAAACCACUAUUCCAGGGUCUGGUCCUAGAUCUGUGGUUAGGGGCGACUUCUACCUGGAGUCUCUACUGGGAACAGGGGAGGGGGGAUAGUCAGGGGUGAGGCAUGCUCCUGUCUUGGGAAGGGGUCAGAUCAAGAUAUGUCACUCACAUGAGGGGGCUGGGCCAAGCAGAGAGAAUGGGCACUCUCAUGUGAGUGGAACUGAAACUGCAGGAGGGAGAGUGCAUGGGAUCAUGUGCAUGUGUGCGGGGUGACUGUGUGGAGAGAGUCAACAACUUCCAGAGAGAUAUACGUACAUGCUGUAGCAGCAACAGUAGCACUCGCGGUCAGAGAGAUCUGAUAGUGGGAGGAUAGAGAGAGAGAUGGGACAUUUCUGAAGUACACCUGCACAAGCAUUAUAGAGAGGCCAAUGGCACACAUGCAUAGACCCCCCAAAAAACACACAGACACUGUAGUAGACUGUAAAAUGUCAGUUUUGCCAUUAUGAAAUGUAAAGUAGCUUCCUACUUGGUCACAGCUUAGCUGCACAGUAAUAAGCACUCCUAUGCAUUCUCUCUCAGAAAUCAGUUUGAGUUGGCUCCAUAUGCCCCAACAGACUUCUUAAAAGCUCUUAAUCGCCAUCUGAGGACCAGCUAGGAAAUCUUCUCUCCUCCCCCUCUCUCUGCUUUGACACACACACAGCAGUGAAGUCAAAGCUAUCUUCCUGUAACGGCCUUCUGCCAUACACACACUGUCAGACACUGCCUCUCUUACACAUAGAAAAAACUGUGUAACUAAAAUCCCUGCACUUUCUCUCUCUCUCCUGCUCACUCUCUCGCCGCUCUUCAUUUCUGUCCUUAUUUUGUCUUGUUGUGUAGUAUACAGAACCCCCACCCAGCCCUGGCCACACUACCACCUGCCUCCUAACACAUGAUAUUGUCGCAGGACGACUUAAACAGUAGCAUCAUGAUAAAGCUAUUGACACACAACAUUGAUUGAAUUACUAGUCUACUACACUAAAAACCAACCACAGGUCACAGAGAAUGUCAUGUGUUUGACCUUUCAACCCUGUUUUGUUUCCUGGUGCAGUUGAACUGAAGUGGUUAGAGGUCCUCUUGCUGAGCAUCGACUGCUGUAAUGUUAUAACCGUCUACACGUAUUCUUCUUGCGCUAUGUUGAUCUACAUUCUGUAUAAGCGUGUGUGUGUGUGUGUGUGAGUAAACCUUAAACAUAGCUGGAGGUGAGAAGUGUGUAUGUCACUUAUGUUUGAGUCUGUGCAUUGGUUGUAUGACCUGUUUCGAAAUGGCCCAUUUGUAUAUAAUACAUAUAUYUGUGUGUGUGAAGCUUGGAUAGAUGGCCUUGUGUUGCGAAUGUGGUAGUGUUUGUAAGAGAAUGACCAUUAGUGAGCAUCUGUAUUUGGUGCAAACCGUGCACUAUAUCUGGCUUAUUGUCACAUGCUGAAAAGACGGCGCAUUCCAAUAAAGGACCAUGGAUGUACA